This is a messenger RNA of Onychostoma macrolepis, 1957 nucleotides long. It is a transcript of the gene crebl2, whose product is annotated as cAMP responsive element binding protein-like 2. Gene Ontology annotation, cellular component: nucleus. Gene Ontology annotation, biological process: regulation of DNA-templated transcription. Bases 179 to 550 code for a protein of 123 amino acids. The transcript has 3 exons. Lineage: Eukaryota; Metazoa; Chordata; Actinopteri; Cypriniformes; Cyprinidae. The record is from RefSeq and is a predicted model, not a curated record. Gene Ontology annotation, molecular function: DNA-binding transcription factor activity.
CGGUGGGCGUCACCUGCGCCAGAACCGGAAGAGCGCUGUUAGCAUUCGGCUAAAAACACAGGCAGCUCCACAGGAAGAUUGAUCAAAAAUCAUCUCAAUCGGACUCUCUGAUCGAUUACAGGUGAAUGAUCGAGGAUCAGCGCGCGACUGCAGACUCGCGUCGAUUGGAAAACACGCGAUGGAUGACAAAAUGGUUGCUGGAAAAGUGAAGAAACCAGGCAAACGUGGCCGCAAACCUGCCAAGAUCGACCUGAAGGCCAAGCUGGAGAGAAGCCGGCAGAGCGCCAGAGAGUGUCGCGCCAGGAAAAAGCUGCGCUACCAGUAUCUGGAGGAGCUGGUGUCCAGUAAGGAGAGAGCCAUCUGUGCGCUGCGAGAGGAGCUGGACAUGUACAAGCAGUGGUGUCUGGCCAUGGACCAGGGGAAGAUCCCGUCCGAAAUCAAAGCCCUCCUGACCGGAGACGAGCAGAAAGCGCUCCAGAGCUCCAGCAACAAGAUCCCCAAGAACAGCAAGUACGGCUCCAGCGGGAACGGCCAGAACAAGUCGUCCUAGACGGAUCCGGAGCGAGUGCGUUUGGAUGCGUGAAUGUGUUGAUUCACAGUGUUUUAUUUGUCGUUUUGUAGUAAUGGGACGUUUAAAAUAAGCUUUUCUGUCUGCAUUCACAAUAAUAUGACCAUUCAGACAUUAGAGAGUUAUUCCUGUUGAUUUGCGUCUGUUUGUGGACGUGAUUCACGUUCAGGUUUUGUGUUGUGUAUGUGUGAGCGUUCUGUGUGAUUCGUAAACAUUUCCUCCUCCUUUAUGUAUUUAUUUUGAAACCGUUCUGGUACCAAAUCACUUGUGAUGAAGGAUUCAGCGUUCGUGAGUCCAAUCUACCACUGGAUAAAAAAAAUUAAGCUUAUUGUGCCUUUUUAUCUCACAGUUCUGAGUUUACAUGUCAAUUCAGACUUUUUUUUUUUUUUUUUUUCGUAAUUCUGAGAUAUUAACUCAAAAUUGCAAACUUAUAACUUUAGUUACUCAGUUUAUAACCAAGUUACUUGCAGCUCUGAGAAGAAACGUGAAACAUUUUAAGAUAUUGAUUAAAAAGUCAGAAUUAUUAAACAUUUUUUUAUUUUUGGUGGAAACAAAAAUAGAAUUGCAAGAUGUAAACUCAGAAUUGUGCGAAAAAAAUUCAGAAUUCUCUGUUUAUAUCUGGCAUUACCUAGUUUUUCUUCAAAUUGUGAGAUAAAAAGUCGCAAUUCCCUUUUUUAUUCAUUAUUCCAUGGUUGAAACAAGCUUCCAUGUGACAGAAUGUGACGAUUCGUCACUCUGAUGUGUGUUACAAUCAGUUUAAUCUUUUAAACCUAUAAACAGAGACAUCAUAAGAUGGACUUUUGCCAAAAUCUCUCGCUCGGCUCUUUGCACUUUACAAGAUUUGAAAGAUUUCAACGCAUAGCACUUCCCUUUUCUCUUGUACAAAUAGAGUUUGUCUGUGUCUGUUGUUGAUCGUGUAUUUAUUUCACUAACUGAAACCUAAAAGCACUUUUCUUCAAAGCUCUAAUUUUUGUACUUUAUUUCAGAGUUUCAUUUUUCUGCUUUAUUUGGCAGGUUUGUCAAAAACAAACAAAAAUUACUAAUAUUUCAGCACACGAUCUGAAUAAAUGUAAUGAAUGUGAAACUAUUUCAUCAGUGUUGAUCGGCCCAAACACAGAGAGGUAGAAGUGUUUUGUGAAAAGUUCAAGUUUUAAUGAACGUGAAACACUUUCAUUGGCCUUCAGCACUUUUCCUUGUGACUCCUGACUCUGAGUCUCUAUUUUGGCUGGCAUAAUCUAUAAUAUUUAGAGCUCAAAUGUAUAUUUUUAUAUGGCGUGUAUAAAAUGUAGAUUGAAAUUUGUUGCAGGAUGAUACUUAUUAAUGAUAAACGUCUUAUUAAACAAUGUAGCUUUGCUUUGUGAACAUGAAUAUAAAAACAUUGAAUCUGAA